GAUAUGGCGGCGGCGGCGGGAUUAGCGCCGGGGCUGUCGCGGGAGCUGAAGAAGAUUCUGGAAUUUCGUACGGACAUUCCGGAUUUGGGUUAAUUCUCUUAAUUAUUUGAUUUUUUUUUUAAAAAAAAACUUGCUCAUGCAAUGCUUGUGUCGGAAGCAUAGUGUCAUAAUCUAUUUCUGUUCGAUUGAGAGCAACCUUCUCUCUGGGGUUUUAUUACAGAACAAGCGAGAGAGAUCAAGGAAGCGAUUUCCGAAUCUUAUUUGUUCUUUUUUUUUUUACGGUUUCUGUUUGAUCGGAAUCCGAGGCAGUUCACGAGAUUGGUCCGGUCGGAAAAUGGGGGAGUGGAGGGCGCACGUGGGGAUGGUGGGGGUUCAACUGUUGAACGGAGGGUACCACGUCAUCACCAAAUCGGCACUCGACGUGGGCGUGAACGAGUUCGUCUUCUGCGUCUUUCGCGAUCUCAUCGCUCUCUCCAUCCUCCUCCCCCUCGCCUUCUUCCUCGAUAAAAAGACCAGACCGCCUAUGAACAGACGCUUUCUCUUGACCUUCAUCUUCCUCGGAUUGACAGGGAUAUUCGGCAACCAGCUCUUGUUCCUUAUCGGUCUAAACUACACGAACCCGACAUAUGCUGCAGCCAUUCAGCCAUCUAUCCCCGUCUUCACUUUCAUCCUCGCUGUCAUGAUGGGCACAGAGAGAAUGAACUUAUUCAGGUUGGAAGGUCAAGCUAAGAUCGGGGGCACGGUUAUUUGUGUUGUUGGAGCGGUACUGAUGGUUUUGUUCCGUGGCCCGGCUUUGUUCGGGGAAAGAGAUGUCGAGUUUUCGGUACAUAACGAUAUACAGGCAAGCAGAAAGGGUGAACCAUCUUCCGGACAAUGGCACUUCGGAGUUCUGUGCUUGGUCGGGAACUGUGCUUCCAUGGCUGCUUUCCUUGCCAUUCAGGCUCCACUUCUGAAGAAGUACAAAGCGAAUCUUUCAGUAACAGCUUACUCUUAUUUCUUCGGAACGCUGUUCAUGGUGAUCGCAGCUAUUUUCAUGACCAGCGACUCUACCAUGGAUUGGAAUCUCACGCAAUCUGAGUUAUUGGCAGUUCUCUAUGCUGGAGUUAUUGCUUCUGCACUCAACUAUGGUCUUUUGACAUGGUCGAACAAGAUCUUGGGGCCAUCAUUGGUUGCUCUCUACAACCCUCUUCAACCUGCAGCAUCGGCCUUUUUGUCCAGAAUCUUCCUAGGAAACCCCAUCUAUUUGGGAAGGUUUCGCCCGUUUCUCUUUCUUUUUGAUACUCUUACGUUGAAUCUGAAGGUUGCCCUUUUCUUACAAGCUGAUUCUUCUUCUCCUUCUUCUUCUUCUUCUUCUGUUGUUAGCAUUGUAGGCGGAUUUGCGAUCAUUUUGGGCCUCUACUGCGUCACUUGGGCAUCCUACAGAGAAAGGAAUGCAACUGCAGGUUCCAUCCCGACUACCGAAAAGGAAUCUGAACCAUUGAUGAACCAAGACCACACUAACAAGACAGCAGUAGGGCAUCUCUUCACAAGAACAGCUCCUGUCUCUUCACCGAAAUCUGCCAAAUGACCUUGAAGAUUUUUCUAGUUUUGGUCUGUACUCAUCCCUUCUCGUUUUCCUCUGCAAUCACAAGUAACAUUAGAUGGGUUGAAUUCUUCCGACUUUGACAAUGUUAUAUACAUAUAUAUGUAUAGUCCUAUAGUCAUGAAUUCGUU
Molecule: messenger RNA, 1713 nt
Organism: Tarenaya hassleriana
Lineage: Eukaryota; Viridiplantae; Streptophyta; Magnoliopsida; Brassicales; Cleomaceae
Product: WAT1-related protein At3g45870
Exons: 6
Coding region: 137-1567 (476 amino acids)
Cellular component (GO): plasma membrane
Molecular function (GO): transmembrane transporter activity
Source: RefSeq, a predicted model, not a curated record